Messenger RNA from Grosmannia clavigera kw1407, 2157 nucleotides. RefSeq names its product map kinase kinase. The transcript has 2 exons. Bases 1 to 2157 code for a protein of 718 amino acids. The record is from RefSeq and is a predicted model, not a curated record. Gene Ontology annotation, molecular function: ATP binding; MAP kinase kinase activity. Gene Ontology annotation, biological process: MAPK cascade; protein phosphorylation; cellular hyperosmotic response. Lineage: Eukaryota; Fungi; Ascomycota; Sordariomycetes; Ophiostomatales; Ophiostomataceae.
AUGGACCACGACCAAGGCUCCGGACCGGGCACCCCGGACGAAGAAUGCGACAGCGGCCCGGCUUCGGGCGGCUCCAUCGACUCUAGAGACGACACGGCUGGUCGUGACCGUCCGAACUGGGGAUUCGAUCCCGCAGCCUCCUCCCAACACGCCGCAGAUUUGUCACCGUCCCUGUCACAGCCAAUGUCUUCGCAGCAGCCGGCAGACUUGCCACAGUCACCGCGGCGCUUGCCCUCUCUUCGCACCGUCUCCGACCCGCAGACCAGCACUGUCGGCUACAUGAGUUCGACCUCGACCGUUAGUGGAACUCUCAACAAUGCUCGACGCCCUCCUCCGUCUGCCGGGAACCUGCCACAGGACUUGAUGCAGAAGGCCCGCGCCCUGCAACAGAAGCGCAUGGCUAUGUCACCGCACUCUCCAGGUGGCGCUAGUGGCCCACUCUCGGACGCUUCGCAUGCCAGCCUUGGGGGUGCUCUGGCCGGCGGCAUCGCUAGCAACAUGCGCCUGCCCGCCCAUCUUAAUAGGAACAUGGGGCUUGGCGGCAUAGUUCGGCCAGGGCCGCCUGGAUUUCACCAGUCAGCUCCCAGUGUGCCGAGCGCAUCCGGCCGGAGAGGUGGGCCGAGUCUUAGUGAGCGCCGAGCUAUGAAACUGGGACCAUUACCCGGUGGUCCCGGCGGCGCGUCAUCCCAAGGGCCACCAAAGCUGUCGGACAUGGACGGUGGUGGCAGCGGCCCUGGUCGCGCCGGUCUGAACGGCGGCCGCAACAGCUCGCGCAUAAGCGACUUCAAGCACUACAUCGACGCCGAGAAAGGCUGGAUCACCUUUGAGGGUGCGGCCACCAUCACGCGGACCGGCGUCAACUUUGCCGGAGGCCACACUUUUAAGAUAUCACUGGACGAGAUCCAGGUGCUCGAAGAGCUGGGCAAGGGCAACUACGGCACCGUUUAUAAAGCACGUCAUGCAAAGCCUGCAAAGCCGCGCUUUGGGCCAGGCCUUAGCGGCUUCAAGCAGCCACACAUCCCUCCGUCCAGCGUCUCUUCCAUUUCCCCGCCCACCGCUUCACCACAGCAGUCACUAGCCGGCUCGGCGAACAGCCCGGCGAUAGGCGAAGGAUCGGCCAGCGCCGACUCAGCCAGCCGGGGACCCGCUGCCGAUGCUACGACAGGCAAGGUGAUGGCCAUGAAAGAGAUACGCCUGGAGCUGGACGAGGCCAAAUUUACCACUAUCCUCAAGGAGCUGGUUAUCUUGCACGAAUGUGUGUCGCCGUACAUUAUCGACUUUUACGGUGCCUUUUACCAAGAGGGUGCUGUAUAUAUGUGCAUCGAGUACAUGGACGGCGGCUCCAUUGACAAGCUCUACGCCGGCGGUAUACCCGAGCCAGUUCUGCGCAAGAUCACAUACUCGACCGUGAUAGGCCUCAAGUCGCUUAAAGACGAGCACAACAUCAUUCACCGCGACGUCAAGCCGACAAACAUCCUAGUGAACACGCGUGGCCAGGUCAAGAUUUGCGACUUUGGCGUCAGCGGCAACCUAGUCUCGUCUAUAGCAAAGACUAACAUCGGCUGCCAGAGUUACAUGGCACCCGAGCGAAUCUCUGGCGGCAGCUUGGCCUCAGGCGGAGCAAAUGCGCAGGGCACCUACAGCGUCCAAUCCGACAUCUGGAGUCUCGGCCUGACAAUUAUCGAAUGUGCCAUGGGCCGCUAUCCAUAUCCACCCGAGGUGUCCUCUACCAUCUUUAGCCAGCUAAGCGCUAUCGUUAAUGGCGAGCCGCCAGUGAUGCCCGACAAUUACUCAAGCACGGCCCAUGAUUUUGUGCGGUCGUGCCUCAACAAGAAUCCGCUGAAACGGCAUACAUACUCGAUGCUUCUCAAGCACCCCUGGCUUAAGUCGCUGGCCAAAGAUGAGACCAUCGAGGAGGUAGAAAACGAGGAUUCUACUAGCACCGGCUCGGAUUCGGACGACGUGGUCCAAAAGAUGGAAUCUGUCGAUCUGUCCACAGAAGGCUCUGAAGAUGUAUCAGAUCCCCCUCCCGUCGCAGGCGACGAGGAGGUUGCAGCCUGGGCUGUCGAAGUGCUCGAGAAGAAAAAGAGUGGAAGUCUGGGGACGGCCGGUGAGACGGCCAAGCCCGCCUUGCACACUGCUCCCCUGGCGCCUUGA